Molecule: messenger RNA, 1224 nt
Organism: Diaporthe citri
Lineage: Eukaryota; Fungi; Ascomycota; Sordariomycetes; Diaporthales; Diaporthaceae
Exons: 1
Coding region: 1-1224 (407 amino acids)
Source: RefSeq, a predicted model, not a curated record
AUGGUUUCCACCACCGCGAACCCCGACUCGGAGCUCUUCUGCACCGUGUCUUCGACCCAGAAAGUGCCCGAACGUCACCCAUCCACAUUGAUUCCCGGUGGACAUACAUCCCCGUUGAGGCACCCAACUGUUCUCCGACCCGGCGCUGGUAACCAUCACGCCCGGAAAUCAAGCUCGGAAGCACCCCAGACAUCAGCCCAGCACCACCAGCGUACUCCGUCCUCAACACCAAAACCUGCGUACAAGGCAUAUUCGCCCCCAGCAACACCACAAGAUCCUCGUGCAUCGGUAGUAGCCGACGAGAUCGAAGGGUUCUUUACCGCGCUCGAUAUCCAGCCCCUCCACAUCAAGAAGCAAGACACCAUCUCCAGCCCGUCAGCUGAGGGCUCCGGAAGAGAGUCACCUAUCCAGCGAGUCGCCUCCCCGCCGCUCCCGCCAAAGGUCAAGCUCGAAGACCCACAACCGUUGUCUCCCCCGGCCGAGAUCUCCCCGUCAUCGGAGCCUGAGGCACAAGUGCACGAGGCAGAGUCUGAUUCCGAUCAGCCUCCUGCGUACGAGGAAUCCGAGCGCGUGCAGCCUCCCCCGGAGAAGCCAGCCGCCACCGAGACUCAGGAGCCCGAGGAGCCAGUUAGCAGUCCUAGCCUCGCAGGCAGUGCGGCUAUAUCCGCCGCGAAAGUCGGCGGUUCAGUUGCGGGAGUCGACACCGACGAGGCCGCGGCCAAAGACACGACGGACGAGGCCGAACCAGACAAGCAGACCAGCAACGAGGAGAGCACAUCAGAAGAGGCUGCACCCGCCGCCGAGGCCGCGAGCCCAACAGAGGCCGCAUCCCCACCACCUCUGCCCCCGCGCCCGGCACCGGCAGCCGCGUCCACCUCCACAACGCCCCAGCCAGACACCGCCGCCCAGAUGCCCGGCGCGUUCCCGCCACCGCCACGCCGGAGCCCAUCCCCCAAGGGCCACUCAUCCUCGUCCGCGAAGAUGACCUACGUCCCCGGCGCCGCAGCGACGUCCGCCACCGCAGUCGGGGCGGCGGUUGCGAUCCCGUCGUCGGACUUUGCGCACGGGGGUCUCUCUCACGCCCGCAAGGCGCUGGGCGAGCGCGCCCGGCACCUCUACGACAAGGCCAAGGAGCACCACGAGGCGAGGAAGGGGUCUGCGACGCGGGGCGGGCUCGAGGAGGGCAAGGAGAGGAGCGUGUUGGUCGUCGCGCCGAUCGCGUGA